Molecule: messenger RNA, 1942 nt
Organism: Plodia interpunctella (Indianmeal moth)
Lineage: Eukaryota; Metazoa; Arthropoda; Insecta; Lepidoptera; Pyralidae
Gene: DhpD
Product: Dihydropterin deaminase
Exons: 8
Coding region: 330-1667 (445 amino acids)
Biological process (GO): guanine catabolic process
Cellular component (GO): cytosol
Molecular function (GO): guanine deaminase activity; zinc ion binding
Source: RefSeq, a predicted model, not a curated record
AAACGAGUAGUUGUAUAUUGUUGUAAUAAUAUUAUUAUUUACUAUUCACAAAACAUUGUUACUAAAACAACUUUCAUAAAUAAACUUGCGAUCUUACUUAGAUUGAAAAAAAAGAAGAUUCUUUUUUUCAUCAUAUUUUUUUAUAAUAUCAAAGAUAACCUACAAGUGAAUACUUUGAUUUAUUCAAUUAGAAGUGUUGCUUCUCUCUUCUUCACUAGGGCAUUGAUAAAGACAGUUGUUACAUAUCUAUCAGAUAAGGUUAUCAACCGAAUCACUUGUUAUUCCUUUAGUUUGUGCUUAGCAUUUGUACAACACGCGUUGUUCGAGUCAUGGAUGACCAAAAUAUUGUAUUUGUUGGUUUAUUUGCUUCGGCCGAUUCUUUAAAACGGCUGUCUAUUUGUAGAGGAUUUUUGGUUGUUGAAAAUGGAAAGAUUACAAAGAAAGGAACACCGAGCGAAUUUGAAACUUUAAAAAAGUCAGGAACAUAUUCGAAAUUCAAAAUAGUCCAUCUUAAUGCUGGCCAGUUCAUUAUGCCCGGAUUUGUGGAUUGCCACACCCAUGCGCCGCAGUUUCCCAAUAUUGGGCUUGGGCUAGAUCGCCCUUUGCUCGAAUGGUUGGCUAAGUACACAUUCCCUUUGGAAAGUCGAUACGGUGAUGUUGACUUCGCAUCGUCAGUUUAUGACAAAGUCGUUAAAAGACUUCUGACCAACGGCACCACGACAGCAUGUUAUUUCGGCUCUCUUCACCUGGAAGGCACGGUGGAACUGGCGAAGAGUGCCAUAAAGCACCGCCAGAGGGCGUUGGUCGGUAAGGUCAGCAUGAAUCUGAAGAACGACGCGGGAUACUACAACAAUACCAAAAAGGAACUGCAGGAAGUGGAGACUUUUGUGCAGAAGAUUCUGGAAUUAAAGAAUGAACUUAUACAACCUAUAGUGACGCCGCGGUUUGCGGUUAGCUGCGAUGCAGAGCUGCUCACAGCAUUGGCGAAGAUCUCUAAAAGAUACGACUGUAGGAUUCAGAGCCAUAUAUCCGAAAACCUCAGCGAAAUAGAAUACGUUUUACAACAGUUCCCCAGCUGCAAUAGCUACGCGGAUGUGUACGACAAGAGCGGCAUUUUGAAUGAAAAGUGUAUCAUGGCGCACGCUGUCCACCUGACAGAUGACGAGAUAAAACUCCUGUCUUCGAGGGGAGUGUCCAUCGCCCACUGCCCCGCCUCUAACACUCGCCUCAAGUCUGGUCUCUGUCCGGUGAAGAAGUACCUUGAUAGUGACAUCACAGUUGGACUAGGAACAGACGUAGCUGGUGGAGACAGCGCUACGAUUUUAGACGCUAUGAGGAGGACCAUGGACGUGUCCACACAUUUGGAGCUGAAGGGAAGUGCGGAUUAUUCUCUUGACUGGACUGCCGCCUUCUACCUCGCGACUCUGGGAGGGGCUAAAGCUUUGGGACUCAACAAUAAAAUAGGUAGUUUGAAAGAGGGGAAGGACUUCGAUGCCCUGCUCAUAGACAUGUAUGCCAAGGACAGUGCCAUAGACAACUACAAAUCAUUUGAGGGCGCCGAAGACUUCGAUAUAGGUCUCAUACAGCGAUUUGUCUAUCUAGGAGACGACCGGAAUAUUCUACAGGUCUAUGUGAAAGGAAAUAAAGUUAAAGAUAUAAUGACGUGAGACAAUUCUGCCUUUGUAAUCUAUAGAAAUCACCAAAAUUGAUAAACCAUUCAAUUAUAAUAUUAAGCAUUACAACGUAUAUCUACUAAAAUGAAACGAAUAAAAUAAAUUGUUAUAUUUUUAUUAUAGUGUAAUUCUUAAUAAUUUGUGUAGAAAAAAUGUGCAAAUAUAAUGUGACAAUACAAACUGAAUUUAUGUAGGUAUGCAAAUACCUUAGUACAAUAAUACUUAACUGAAUUAUAUUAUCAAUUCCAACAUGACAAUUACAAACAAAA